Molecule: messenger RNA, 2936 nt
Organism: Drosophila hydei
Lineage: Eukaryota; Metazoa; Arthropoda; Insecta; Diptera; Drosophilidae
Gene: babo
Product: TGF-beta receptor type-1
Exons: 8
Coding region: 55-1860 (601 amino acids)
Biological process (GO): protein phosphorylation; activin receptor signaling pathway; nervous system development
Cellular component (GO): activin receptor complex; plasma membrane
Molecular function (GO): ATP binding; activin receptor activity, type I; activin binding
Source: RefSeq, a predicted model, not a curated record
CAAAAGCGAAAACAAAAACAAGCGCAUUUAUCAAAAAGCAAAUACAAAACAAAAAUGUGGCCAAAACUGCUGUGCUUAUUGGCGCUGCUGAACGCCAGCUAUGCUUCGCCUAUUGAGAUUGUCAUAAAUACAACAAAUGAAGCUGGCGGCAAAGCUGGCCAUAAAUUGUUACCAGCAGCAGCGACAACAACAACGACGACUGCGAGAACAACAACAAGAAACGAAACAGCUGGCGCUUAUCUAACCAAAUCGUCGCUGCCUUUUGCUGAUAACAACGGCCAUGGCAACAACAACAAUAACAGCAGCUUUGUGCCCAUACAGUUGCACGGAACAGACGCUGCCUUAGCCUCCACCGCCGUCGCUGCUUCCCCUCAGCUGCGUCAGUCAGCGCCCACAUUCCCGCCGUUGCAGAACAAGAAACACGAGAAGGCGAUCAAAUGCCAUUGCGAUAUCUGCAAGGAUACGAAUCACAUCUGCGAAACGGAUGGCUAUUGUUUUACGUCUGUGGAGAAGGACACCGACAGCAAGAUAACUUUCAGUUUUCGUUGCCUCGAUAAGCGUUACGAGCUGAAUCGCGAGCCGUUGGAAUGCCUUUCCAGUCGCCCAAAAUACGAUUCGUAUAGAAUUAAGUGUUGUAAUAUGGAUUUCUGCAAUAAAGAUGAGCUUAUGAAAAGGAUAUUUGAAACAGAAUAUCGGUCUAAUAAGACGCUGUCCAGUUGGCAAUUGGUCACUAUCAUAGUGGGCGCCACUUUAAGCAUUUGCUUUAGUGGCACUGUAGUCUGGUAUUUCUGCCAGCGUCGCAAGCGUUUGGCCAAUGGACGACCGUUCGCCAAGGAGGAUUCUGUCUACGAUCCCAUACUAAAUGGCAACACUACGCUACAUGAUAUUAUUGAGAUGACCACCUCGGGCUCUGGAUCGGCUGGACUGCCGCUGCUGGUGCAGCGCUCGAUUGCACGUCAAGUGCAGCUGGGCCAUGUGAUUGGCAAGGGACGUUUCGGCGAGGUGUGGCGCGGACGCUGGCGUGGCGAAAAUGUGGCCGUCAAGAUCUUCUCUAGUCGUGAGGAAUGCUCCUGGUUUCGUGAGGCGGAGAUCUAUCAAACUGUAAUGUUGCGUCACGAGAAUAUAUUGGGUUUCAUAGCAGCGGACAAUAAGGACAACGGCACCUGGACACAGCUGUGGCUAGUUACGGAUUAUCAUGAGAACGGCUCGCUAUUUGAUUAUUUGACCACGCACACCGUGGACACUAAUACCAUGUUGAACAUGGCGCUGAGCAUUGCCACGGGUCUGGCACAUCUGCACAUGGACAUUGUGGGCACACGCGGCAAGCCCGCCAUUGCGCAUCGAGAUCUCAAGUCAAAGAACAUACUGGUCAAGUCGAAUUUGAGCUGUGCCAUUGGAGAUCUGGGUCUGGCUGUGCGGCAUGUGGAAAAGGAUGAUUCAGUUGAUAUACCGUCCACACAUCGUGUGGGCACCAAGCGCUAUAUGGCGCCCGAGGUGCUCGACGAGAGCAUGAAUGCCCAGCACUUCGAUUCGUAUAAGCGUGCGGAUGUCUAUGCCUUUGGCCUGAUACUGUGGGAGAUAGCGCGUCGCUGCAAUAUGGGCAUGAUCUUUGAAGAAUAUCAAUUGCCCUACUGGGAUGCUGUGCAGCCCGAUCCCAGCAUUGAGGAGAUGAAAAAGGUCGUGUGCAUUGAGAAGAGUCGGCCGAAUAUACCCAAUCGCUGGCAUGCUUCGGAUGUGCUCCACAACAUGGCCAAAGUCAUGAAGGAGUGCUGGUAUCCCAAUCCAGUGGCGCGACUCACAGCGCUGCGCAUCAAAAAGACGCUAGCCAGCAUACGUGUCGAGGACAAGGUCAAGAACUGAUUGUGGCCCUAAUGUGUGUGUGUAGCCCUCACCUUUUCCACGAAAAUUUGGGAUGCGUUUAAUCUAAAUGGAGUUGCGUGUGCAACUGCAUCGCAACUGUGCAACCUGUAACCUGGCCCCGUGUUACCUUCAAGCAGCAAACAAAAAGAAAAGAAAAUUAAGAGAGAACUAAGCUAAACUAAACUAAACUAAACUAAACUAACAAAUACGCUGUAAAUACUUAGAUCUUAUAUGCCCUAUUCCCCACACACAUGCUAUGAACUGUGCUCGUUUUAUAUUAUCCUUUGCAUUUCGCAUCUACUUUUACUUUUGUACAUAUAUCUAUAUAUGCGUAUGUAUAUGCCUAUAUAUUUCGUUGACAUUUUCCGCUGAGAUUCGCUUAGUUUUUCAUGAAGGCAGCGGCGCGCCACAAGAAAACAAAAACCAAUAUAAAUAAAGAACCGCCGCACUGCCAAUUUGUGCUAAAAAAAAAAAAGAAAAAAAAUAAUGAGAUAAACAAUUAGGGCCUAAAUAUGUAUACCUAACAUAUAUUUUUUAUAGCCACUGUUCACAAACAAACAAAAAAAAUAUAUAGAUGAAAAACGAAAACGAAAACAAAAACAAAAUACAUACAGUUAAAAGACUUUGCCAAGACUGAGCAGCAGUGAGAACAGCAGAAAAAAACCCGAAAAUACAAAAAGAAAAGCCCCAAAAAGUGAAAGAAAGAAAAACCCCAAGUUACAAAUUACGAAUUCCAGUUGUAUAUCAAACUAAUAAUCGUAUAUAGGAAACCGUAGCAAUAUCUAGUAAUUAAACACUUUUUAGGCGUUUAUCGUUGACAAAUAAAAAAAAUAAAUAAAAAUAAAUAAAAUUAAAAAUAUUUAUGAAAACUCAGGAACUCACAAAUUACAAAAAAAUCAACAAUUUUGAAAAGCAAACAAAAAGUUAAACAAGUUUAUAUGGCGCGCCGACUGCUGCAUGCCACGCCCCAUAACCAUGCCUGCCCCGUCCCGCCCUCUACCCCUUUAAGCUGUUGCUGCUGUGUGUGCGUCUCCUAAGCUAAUUAUACAUACACGCAUAACAUUAUAUAUAUAUAC